Messenger RNA from Cimex lectularius (bed bug), 1305 nucleotides. RefSeq names its product protein NipSnap (gene Nipsnap). NCBI's taxonomy places the organism in Eukaryota, Metazoa, Arthropoda, Insecta, Hemiptera, Cimicidae. The transcript has 5 exons. The record is from RefSeq and is a predicted model, not a curated record. The coding region runs from base 391 to 1218 and encodes 275 amino acids. Gene Ontology annotation, cellular component: mitochondrion.
ACAUGAUCUAAAAACCAUUUCAAAUCGAUACACUUUUCAAUAGAAUAAAUUACAUUUCAAAGCUUAUUAUAUUAUUUUCCUUGCGUAUUUUUGAAACACAUUAGGAUAACGAACGAGUGUUUUGUUUUCAUUCCUUAGUAGGGGUCCAAAUUCGAUUUAUCUCGUAUUAAAUUGAAAACAAGACAAGAAAUUGCAAGAUAAACCUUCAACAAUUACGAAGAUAAAGCAUACGCUCACGCAGGCAUACACGGACGACAAGACGCACGCACUCACGCAUUUGCGAUGUGAGUGAUAACAGUACAACUGAUAACUUCCACUCCUCGAUUUGAUAAACGUUAUCAGUCGUAAUAAGUCAGCCGUUUGUGCGACUUCAGUUUGUUAUAUCACAAAAUGGCUUCUUACCUUGGCCGAAGAUUCAACUUUUUCAGGAUUAUUAACAACAUCAACAAAAGACCAUUUUCCACAUCUGGGGAACUUAAGGAAAAUCGAGAAGGAUGGUUCAGCAAGCUCCUAGUUCGAAGGAUUGAACCCACAAAGGAGCCCCAUUCCCGGAUGCUCUCAGACAAAGAUGUAAUUUAUGAACUACAAACACAUAAUAUGAAGCCUGAUUCAAGGGAAAAAUAUUUAUCAAAUUAUGAGAAAACUGUGCAGCUUAUUGAGAGUCGUAAAGAACUUCAUAGCGAACUGGUUGGCUCAUGGACGGUACAGGUUGGGGAUAUGGACCAGGUUCUUCAUUUAUGGAAGCACACCGGUGGAUUUGCUGGUAUCGAUAAUGCUAAGAAACUUCUUGCUAAUGAAAAGGACUUCCUUAAACUUCAAGAAGAAAGAGGAGGAUACUUGCGCUCUAGACACUUACAGUAUCUUUUGUCAUUCAGCUACUGGCCUCCAAUUGAAAUGAGAAAAGGAAAUAACAUCUACGAGAUAAGAAGUUACAGUUUGAAACCUGGUACUAUGAUAGAAUGGGGAAACAACUGGGCCAGGGCUAUAAACUAUAGGCGUAACAACAAAGAAGCGUUUGCAGGCUUCUUUUCUCAAGUUGGAAGACUUUAUAACGUGCACCAUAUUUGGUGCUAUAAAGAUCUUCAUACCAGAAAGGAGACACGAGAAAGCGCAUGGAGGCUUCCAGGCUGGGACGAGUGUGUGGCAUAUACAGUCCCAUUGAUUAGAGAAAUGCAUUCCAGAAUUCUUCAUCCAACAUCUUUUUCUCGUACUCAAUAAGACUCUAAAAUGCAUAUUAUAAAAAAUUUGAGUUCAUUUGUGAUGAAAUAAUUUUUAUAUUUUUAAUAAUUCAUUUUUAUAUCAAAA